Sungouiella intermedia is the source of this 375-nucleotide messenger RNA. Lineage: Eukaryota; Fungi; Ascomycota; Pichiomycetes; Serinales; Metschnikowiaceae. The record is from the annotation of a GenBank genome assembly.
AUGUUCGGUUUCGGUGACCAAGAAGAUGCUCACGCUGCUAUUUACGGCGAGCAGCACGAAGGUAAGUUCUCUCACGAGCUUGUUGCCGGUGGUGCCUCGUUUGCUGCUUUCAAGAUGUUUGAGGACAGACAAAGACGUGAGGGCAAGCCAGUGAGCCAUGCAUUUGCCAAGGAGAUGUUGGCAGGAAUUGUUGGUGGUGAGGUUGACAAGUUGUUCGAGACCAAGGGCUUGGACUACUUGGACAGAGACGAGGCCAAGAGAAGAGCCUACGAGAAUGUUGAACAGUCCUACGACCAGCACUACGGUGGCCAGGAGCAAUGGCACCCAGACUCUCAGCCACCUUUUGACUACCAGGACCAGAGAUACAACUACUAA